Molecule: messenger RNA, 1972 nt
Organism: Boeremia exigua
Lineage: Eukaryota; Fungi; Ascomycota; Dothideomycetes; Pleosporales; Didymellaceae
Exons: 4
Coding region: 109-1521 (470 amino acids)
Molecular function (GO): mRNA binding; RNA 7-methylguanosine cap binding
Source: RefSeq, a predicted model, not a curated record
ACGAACCCUGGUGUCGGCUGAACCAUCUAUCGUUGCACGGAUAGACACCAGCCAUUCACCCCGCGUCUUCCUAUCCAUUGACCUAACACGUCAGUAAUUAUAUUCAACAUGGACGUCGAAAUGGGAGACGUCGCCUACGACAUUGACAUCGAUGUCGGGGCAGGCGUUCAGACCUCAGUCGCACAAGCACCUGAACCAACCACACAAGGCGAAUCGGUCCCAGCAGCAUACUUCGAGGAUCUUCAGCCCCAGAAGCCAUGGCCCGAGUAUCUGAACCUGCAGGGCGUGAGCACUUUCGACCCGAAUGACCCUCUCUACUACACCAUGGAGGUCCUCGGCGCCGAACCGCGUGUCAAGCAGCUGCGUUGGGUCAACGACAACUCGGUGAACCUCGAGUUCUACAGCGCCGAAGACGCUGCCACCGCGCUGACCGCCCUCACCCAUCCCGACACGAACCCCAAUUCGAUCGCUUCGCAAACGUCUCGGCCAGCAAAGCCAUACUCGAAGAAGCCUGACAGCGCACUGGUGGUACGAGAGUCGAAUGCCGGCGACCAGAAGCCGAAGGGCGCAGCCAACCGCAGCAACUACUAUCAGCGCAACCCAGACGUCAGGGACAACAAGCAGAGGGAGCCACGGCGCCGACAGCCGCCGAAGAGAGACUUGCUUGACUACGGCGACGAAGAACAUGGCUCGAGGAGUCGAAGGAGGAGAAGCCGCAGCGGAGACAUGUCAAUGGACGAGGAUUCCGGGGUUGAGAGGCGGAGAAACAAUUACCCCCGCAACGACAGAAACGGCCGCGACCGCCGCGACGGGCGAGACAACCGUGACGGGCGAGACAGAAGACCCAGAGACUCUGGGAGAGACUCCGGCAGGCUCAAUGCCGAUGUCGACUCUUACAGGCCUGGCGGUGAUGGUGAAUCGCGGCAUGGCCGCCUCCGAGGCCGCAGCGCAUCCCCUGCGUCGAACGACGAGGGCGACGGUCGGUUCGGGUUCGCAGAAGAUAGCAGCAACGUGCGCACCCGCUACCGCAGCCGGAGCCGCAGCCGCGACACGCGCCGCCGCCGUGAGCCCAGCGCUGAACGAUGGACCCACGACCGCGCCAACUACGGAGACCGAGGCUCAAAGUCAGACGGUCGCUGGCAGAAAGACAUGUUCGCUGUCGAGACAUCACCGAUGGGCAACCACCGCCGGUCAGACGCUGGGUCGGGUGGCUCCCUACUCUCCCGCAUGACCAAGGACGGACGGCCAGUCAACUCGCUGGCCAGCCGGAUCACACGCGACGACGACGAGCCCAGGCCGCGUUCGCUGGCGAGCCGCAUGACACGCAACGGGGAGGACGACGGGUAUGGGCGGUUGAAGGGCGACGACAGCAUACCCAGAGACUACGAGUUCGACGAGCCCAAGCCCCGGCGCGGACUGGCUGACCGGAUCUCGAGAGAGGCCGAGGGCAUCAACAUCCGCGGCCAGGGCUCGAAUGGCGGAGCAGGCAUCAACAUUCGCGGUGUCGCAAACACCUCCUAGGUGGGGGGUAGGAUUGGAUAUGACGAUGCUGGUAGGACGUAGAAAAGGUCUGCUCAAACGCUGAAGGCCAGUGUUGUGCGCACCUAGAUUGGAAAGGCGGGACACCAUACUGUUGCCUGCUUGAAUGAAAGCACAGACAUUUCUGCUCAGCCAAACUGCUCUGACGCGUGACUGCCCCACUCCCUCUUUCACGGUGUCGCAAACGGUCCUGUGGCGGCUGGAACCGCACCGCAGCCACCAUGCGCGGGUACAUAAACGCUGCAGUCCGAUGUUUCUGCCAGAAGUUCAUACAAUCCUCAUCGGUCUCCGUGGCGCAAUGGUAGCGCGUUGGACUUCUACCACCUCUGAGCGGUCAUCCAAAGGCUGCGGGUUCGAGCCCCGCCGGAGAUGCUUCUUUUUGCUUUUAUUUUGGAUCUAUUUUGCUUUUAUGCUUGGCCGGAAAGGAGCGCCA